Messenger RNA from Oncorhynchus gorbuscha (pink salmon), 3897 nucleotides. RefSeq names its product aminoadipate-semialdehyde dehydrogenase (gene aasdh). Gene Ontology annotation, molecular function: protein binding. The transcript has 13 exons. The coding region runs from base 406 to 3840 and encodes 1144 amino acids. Lineage: Eukaryota; Metazoa; Chordata; Actinopteri; Salmoniformes; Salmonidae. Gene Ontology annotation, biological process: amino acid activation for nonribosomal peptide biosynthetic process. The record is from RefSeq and is a predicted model, not a curated record.
UGUUUGCUUCCCUCCGGGUCAAGGGCUCUGACUAGCGGAAUACAGCUUCGACCGGAAUUAGUUUUUUUGGAGCAGGUUAGGAUAAUUAAUGUUGUAGGUUAGGAGACAGGUUUAGGUUUUAUGGUUAGCUAAAUUGAUCUCCUACCCUGAUGCAAAAAGUCCCUUCCCGUCGUAGCUGUACUCCAUCUAGUCACGAAAAUAUUUGUAAAUUUCCCGCAACAAAAUACUGAACUAUGAUGGGAUGUUUCACAAUGUGACACGUUUUUUUCUACAUGGUGUGAUGUCAUCUUCAUGCGACAAAACAUCGACCAGCCAACAACAAAAUCAGUAGUUCUGUAAAGUAACUAUGUAACAUGAAUUUGAUAGUGAAUAGCCAUACUUUAGAUUUUCCGUAUUCACCCGGAGAUGGCAACGAAAACACUACAAGACAUGGUGCUCGCAGCUUCCUCUUUGCAUAGUGGCAAAAUAGCUGUCACAUUUGACAAGGGAAUACCAGAAGGAGGUCCUAUGUUGCUGUAUUACCACGAUCUUGUUGCUCUUGGAAAUGAAUUAACACUUUUUCUACAGAUACAGUGUGUGCAAAAUACAAGAGCAAUUGCAUUAUAUUGUCAGCCAGAUAUCAACCUUCCUGUGUGGAUUCUGGGCAUCCUCCAGUUACCUGCUGCGUAUGUACCACUGGACCCAGAUGCCCCAGCACUCUUGUCUGCUCGUGUCAUGAAGCAGUGUGGGCUGAAGUACUGUGUUCUACAGAGUGACCUGUUGCAGCAAUUCCAGAUGGCAUUUUCCAACCUCAUGUCUAUAGAGGUGUGUGCAGUGUGGUCUGCUCACAACCUAACCCUCGUAUUAGUACAGCACAGACCAACUGCAGCACGUAAAGAAGAGCCGAAUGCUGACCUGUUUACUCCUGCUGCAGUUCCAGAGAGUGCCAGCCAGGGGGCACUGGCAUAUAUAUUACACACAUCUGGAACCACAGGGCUUCCCAAGACCGUGAGGGUACCACAUAAGUGUAUAGUGCCCAAUAUACUGCACCUGCGAUCUCUGUUUCAGAUGACACCAGAUGAUGUGGUGCUCCUGGCCUCUCCCCUGACUUUUGACCCUUCAGUGGUGGAGAUAUUUUUGGCGUUGUCAUCAGGGGCACGUCUCCUCAUCGUCCCCACUGCGAUUAAGAGAAUGCCCAACAGACUGGCUCAUGUGCUGUUUAAGAAACACAAAACGACCGUCUUACAGGUGACGCCCACUCUGCUUGGGCGUUUUGGAAGGCGUGUCCUACAGGAAGAGGUCCUCUCUGCUGGCUCUUCUCUGCGUGUGUUAGCCCUAGGGGGCGAGGCCUGUCCCUCCCUAGCCCAGCUCCGUAGCUGGAGGCAGCAGGGGAACUGCACUCACAUCUACAACAUCUACGGCAUCACUGAGGUUUCCUGCUGGGCCUGCUGCUACCACUUACCAGAGAGCCUCCUGCAGUCUACUGACGUGGCUGAAUCCUCUGUGCCGCUGGGUCCUCCCCUGAUGGAGACCACCGUGGAGCUAAGAGAUGAGGAUGGCUGCGUCAUCACUCAGGGGGAAGGACAGGUGUUUAUCGGUGGGACGGACAGGGUGUGCCUUCUAGAUGACGAGGUGACUGUUGCUCCUGGUACAAUGCGGUCCACAGGAGACUGGGUGCAGAUUAGAGACACACAUCUCUACUUCCUCGGGAGGCGGGACCGACUGGUCAAACGCCAUGGACAGCGGCUGCAUCUGGACACCUUACAGCAAGUUGUAAUGAGUCUACCCCAGGUGGAGGCAUGUGCUGUGGGUCUGUAUGAGGGGUCUCGGCUGGUGGCCUUUGUCGUAGCCUGCUCUACGUCUGGAGAACAAAAGGCAACCCAUUCCUCCUCCCCUGUAGAGCACCAGGUAGAGCAUCUUGAAGAGACUGCCCCCUCAACUAGAGGCCUACAGAAGGCCAUCCUCCACAGGUUGUCUCAGGUCCUACCCAGUCACAGUGUUCCAGACACCCUAGUCCUGGUCCCGGCCCUACCACUAUCUUCACAUGGGAAAGUGUCUAUGGGUGAACUUAUGAAGAUCUACCAGAGACAGAGAGCAGGUUCAGAGUCGCAUAGUGCACUGGGGGACAUGGAGACACUGAGAGAGAGACUCCAGUCUCUGUGGAGGGAGACUUUAGGUCUAACGGAGGAUGAAGCCAUCCAGGAGGACUCCAACUUCCUGUUAAGUGGAGGCGACUCUCUGCAGGCCCUGCGUCUCUGUGAUGACAUCACCACUGCUGUUGGAGUGACCUCAUCAGGGCUUCUGGAGGUUAUCCUGGACGGAUCCUUCUCAGAAAUACUGCACCAUGUUACCAUAGCAACACUGCCUUUCCCAUCUGAGCACAGCCGGACAUCCCAUCCUGUGUCCAUGAAACGCCCAGCAGACCCUGUCUCCUCAGCACAGCCAAAGAGACAGCAUACAGACCCCUACUCUACAACAGCUGCAGAAUGGCCUCUGGGAGUUGUAGUUUCUUCUUUGAAGAAGGCUGUAAGAUGUACAGUGGUAAGGAGAGCAGGGGAGGUUGUAGAGAUGGGACAGUCAGACUCUUUGAGGACCAAUGAAAACUCCUACUCAGACUCAGAGGGACCAAUCAAAAGAACGAGAAAUACACAGGAAAAAGGAGCCAAUGAGAGUAUAGAAUCCAACCACUCCCAGACAUUUGGAUCCAAUAAGUGGACAGAAAGCAACCAUUCCCAGGCUGUGGAAACCAAUGAUCCCAGUGCUAGCAGUGUUACCCCUCCCUCCAGAGAGGCUGGUGGUCUGGGGUUGGUGGUGAGCUGGGAGUCAGACACAGGGAGGUGUGUAGACGCCUCUCCAGUCCUGCUGGUCCAGAGAGGAGCGGACGGGUCCUCAGGAGGCACCAGGGCCACAGUGUUCAUUGGCUCCCAUUCCCACAGGAUGCAGGCCCUGGACCUGACCACCGGGGGUCUGCUGUGGGAAAGGGUUUUAGGGGACAGGAUCGAGUCCUCUUCUGCUGUGUCCCGAUGUGGAAGACUCGUCGUGGUUGGGUGCUAUGAUGGUGGUGUGUAUUUCCUGUGUGUGGAGUCUGGGGAGACACAGUGGGUGUUUGAGACUGGAGACGCAGUGAAGAGCUGUCCUACUGUGGACCCUCUCACAGGCCUAGUGAUGGUGGGGUCGCAUGAUGGCCACGUCUAUGCCCUCGACCCACAGGUUCGGCAGUGUGUUUGGAAGCGCCACUGUGGGUGUGGGGCGGUGUUCUCCUCACCCUGUCUCCACCCCUCUCUCAGGCAGCUGUAUGUAGCCACCCUCGGAGGACAUCUCCUCUGUCUCAAUCCUGACACUGGUGCUGUCCUGUGGACAUAUUCCAGGAAGACUCCAUUCUUCUCCUCACCAAGUUGCUCCUCAGGUCACAUCAUCAUCGGCUCUGUGGAUGGAAACAUCUGCUGCUUCAGCCACACAGGGGAAAUGGUCUGGCAGUAUGUGACCAAUGGACCAGUUUUCUCAUCCCCCUGCAUCACACCAGACAAGCAGAGGGUUGUGUGUGGGUCACAUGACGGGUGUGUGUACUGUCUGAACUGUACUGACGGCUCAUUGGUGUGGCGCUAUCAGACCCCCAGCAGGGUGUACUCCAGCCCCUGUGUGUUUGACGGGUCAGCCUGGGGUAAGGAGGGUACAUUGGUAGGCCUGGCCUCCACAGACGGGACCCUGUGCAUUCUGGAUGGAGAGGAUGGGACCUUGAGAGCAUCUCUCUCUCUGCUCGGGGAGCUGUUCUCCUCUCCUGUGGUGUGGGAGCGCUCCCUGGUGGUGGGAUGUCGCAAUGACUUUGUGUAUUGUGUGGCGCCGACAGGGGAACUCCAAUAGAUUCCUGAGAUAUGAUAUCGUGUUUUUGUACCCUCUUAUAAAAUUAAAGAAUAAGAU